Molecule: messenger RNA, 1229 nt
Organism: Bombus terrestris (buff-tailed bumblebee)
Lineage: Eukaryota; Metazoa; Arthropoda; Insecta; Hymenoptera; Apidae
Product: glutathione S-transferase theta-1
Exons: 5
Coding region: 183-872 (229 amino acids)
Biological process (GO): glutathione metabolic process
Cellular component (GO): cytoplasm
Molecular function (GO): glutathione transferase activity
Source: RefSeq, a predicted model, not a curated record
GAUUAGUAUGAAUUAUUGUAGAAAUUUACCUACCAGUAAAUAGACUCAAACAGUUAGCAAUAAAAUAGUGACAUUUGCCCUAUCUUUAUAUUAUAAAAAGAAAGGAAUUGAUUUUUCCAUUUAAGUUUAUAAUAUUGGUGGCAUAUUUCUCAGCCUUGUAAGCUUAAUUUAUUACUAAAAAUAUGAGUCUCAAAUUGUAUUAUGAUUUAUUAUCACAGCCAAGUAGAGCUCUCUAUAUAUUUUUAAAAGUUUGUGAUAUACCAUUUGAAGGAAAAUUUGUAAAUUUAGCGAAAGGUGAACAUCUUAAUCCAGAGUAUCAAAGGAUCCAUCCUUUUCAAAAAGUACCUGCCAUUGAGCACAAUGGUUUUAACAUGAUGGAGAGUGUUGCAAUUUUAAGAUAUCUCUGCAGAGAAUUUAAGGUAGCUGAUCAUUGGUACCCUCAAGACUUAAAACUUCAACUUAAAGUUGAUGAAUAUCUUGAAUGGCAGCAUCUUAAUACAAGACUAAAUUGUGCUUCAUACUUUUUUAUGAAGUACAUGAAACCAUUAUUAACUGGAAAAUCAAUGAACCCAGAAAGUCUAAUGCAAUAUGAAAAACGCAUGAUGCAAACACUUGAUGAUCUAGAAAAUUUCUGGUUAAAAGACAAAAACUUUUUAACUGGUUCUAAAAUCAGCAUUGCUGAUAUUCUAGGGUCAUGUGAGAUAGAACAAGUUCGAAUAGUUGGGUAUAAUCCAGAAGAGAAUCGGCCUCAUUUAACUGCAUGGAUGAAAAGAGUUGCAGAUAAAACAAGUCCUUAUUAUCAGGAAGCUCAUGUACUUUUAAAUAAGCUUACAAGUAAGGUAAAACAAGAGGGAUUAAAAAGCAAGUUUUAAUAAUCAUGAAUUUUGAAUCUAUGCUCACUCAUUUAAGAAUUACAUAAGAAUUUGUUUAUAAUUUUCUUAUAUUUGUUACAAAAUAAUAUUUUUAUUCGUAACGUUUUAAAAAAUAUGUUUUGAAAAAUAUAUAAUUUGUUUUUUAAAUAAUUAAAAAAAAUGUGAGUAAUCAAGAUAUAUUUUUUUAUUAAACAUGUAUCAGGUACAUAUGUGUGCGAAUGUAGUAGUGUUUUACUAUAUUAGAUGUGUAUGAUACGAAGUAUACCAGUCUUAUUGCACAACAAAGUUAUAUUAUAAAAUGUUAAACAUAUAUAUUAUUGUUAUUGUUGUAUUAUUAUAUGAUACUACAUUUGAAAA